Penicillium angulare is the source of this 3264-nucleotide messenger RNA. Its product is annotated as putative pre-mRNA splicing factor. Gene Ontology annotation, cellular component: nucleus. Gene Ontology annotation, molecular function: DNA binding; catalytic activity. The transcript has 2 exons. NCBI's taxonomy places the organism in Eukaryota, Fungi, Ascomycota, Eurotiomycetes, Eurotiales, Aspergillaceae. Gene Ontology annotation, biological process: DNA repair. Bases 1 to 3264 code for a protein of 1087 amino acids. The record is from RefSeq and is a predicted model, not a curated record.
AUGGCCAUAAUCGACCGAAUUGCGAUAAUUCCACCCCCUCCCAGUCAGGAGAUAUCUACAUACAAGCCGUUUCCCGAGGAGGUUGAGCGGAUAUUUGACGAGAUACUUUCCGAGGAGGCAGGGUUUCUGCCUGUGGAUGGGGAAUGGGACAUGCCAGGUGUUUCUGCCAGAAGUGAGAGCAUUUCAGGGGCAUCCAACCCCUCCUCCCCUGCGAGCUCUCACAAGCACUUCGUUUCCUCAUCUCACCUACCCACAUGGAAGUCAACCCCCACCUCCACCAAACAACACACAGAGCAAGUGCGAUCGCAGCCGCAAGCACGACCUGCCACCAAGGAGAUUGAAAUCAUAGAGAUCUCCAGUGACUCCGAAGAAUACGGAAGUAUGGACGACCGGGCUGGCAUCCAACAGAAAGCUAGCAAGAUAAACAACAAACGUAAUGGCGGAUCAGCACGAAAGGGACGCAUAACUGACACCGCCAAGGAAGAAGACUGUUUGGAACCAGCCAGUGCCGAUCACGCCGAGGAAGAUGUUAUCUUUGCAUCGGUCGAUCUGUCUGCGCGCCAGAGGAUUCUCGAGUUUGUUGUGUCUCACCAAUUCUUGGCGGAGCCUACUCAGCCAGUGAGAAGAUCGACCAGACGCCAUUUUACCCGCGAUGUAGGAAAAAAGGCUCUUUCUCAUGGGAUGCCCGACGAAGCUAUUCAUGGGCUGAUUCAUUAUGUGCGUCGAAUCUAUUUGGAUCUUGCGGGCGUGUAUUCUGGCACACUAUCUGAAUACGCCGAUGAUAUCACAUUCGGCGACGAGUUCGACGAUUCGCCCGAGGGAACAUCUCCUACAAAGAGUCGUAAGAGGGGCUUGAGAAGCUCUGAUCUCACGCAAGAAGUAGCCGCGAAGAAAAAGAAGCAACACAAAUGCCGAUCUAGACAAUCAGAUGUUUCGGAACAACCCUUGCUCCCAGAUGAGAAUUAUCCUACAUCCCCUGAUCUUCCCAAGCAACGAACCCUCGAGAAAAGGAAUCGCAAAAUCAAUGGCUCGGACGAUGGCAGUUUGCCAGAAUCAUCUGUCACCUCAUCGGGGCGCUCGGCAGGAAUGUCAAACGAGGCAACGCGGGGCUCGGGGAGCAUCGACGAGUCGAAUUUGGUCAAUACCAACAAAUUACAACAUCCACCUACUCCUAACAAAAUACAAGGCGAUGCGUCAUGCGUGGAUAAAAGCACAUCCAUGUGUAAGGAGAAAGUCCGGGCGAGAGCAACCCCCUCUGAGGUUGAAGGCAACAAAACCACUCCCAAACCCCAUUCACAGAAAAUGAACAACCCGCCCGCUUCGCCACAUCUGGAUUCUGAAACUAGCCCUACUCCAAGAAGACGAACUUCCUUGAAAGCGUCAAAUAAUAAUAAUGUGAAGGGUGACCAGCCAAGUGAGAGCCUACUCACUGAAAGCCUGUACGUGCGAUCCACACCGGUUACGACGACCACAAAUUCUUUGCCGCAAAGCCCCGCAAACAUGGGAAAGAAGAAGGAUCCUAUCAGAAGGCAGUCAACCGACGUUUCGUGGGGUUUCCAAAGCUCGGCGCGAGAGAAGCCAAAAUAUACAUAUGGAACCCCCCCAGCCAAGCCUACAUUCUCGUGGUCUCCAACAGCUGCAGGUAGCAGAAGUCUCUUUCUACAGAGCCCCUCAAAAGCAAAACAUAUUGAAACACAACGCAGACACUCUACUGGAGCUCCUCAGACUCGGUCUCAAAACGAUGCCGAUGCCGUUUCGACGUUUCCACAGACACCCACGAGUGCAACACGCAAGAAAGAAAAGCCCAUUGCCAGACAUUCAACGGACCUGUCCCAUGUUGAAUCAAAGCCAAAUGAAGGAGCUGCUGAAGAUUCCGUCCUCAAUUCCAAGAAGCUAUCCCACAAGGACAAGAGGAAGGAGAAGAGGAAGUCCACAAAUAAGAAGAAACGGGCGAGUAAAAAUGCCAUCAACACCAGCCACGGGACAGUCAAAGACGAGUGGGAAUCGAUCUCGCUAUGGGCCAUUGUCUCCAAAUCCGGCCGAGUGGGAUAUGGAUUUUUGAUCACCAGUGAUUCGCAAGGGGUGACCCCCAGUGAUGAGGUGGUGUCUAAAUACUUUCCAUUUGUCCCUGUUUUUGAUUCUUCACCUUCCCGAACCGUUGUGCAUGGCACUCCUCUUGUUCGAAACGACAAUAAUGCUGGGCAAGAUGUACAUAAGGGUUCCCAAGAGGUUGAUAUUCUUCCAGAAACUUUGUUGUCUGAUUCACCGUUGAGCGAUGUCUCUAGCGAAUUCGUGUUGGGCGAUGGGAUACGCGAAUUGCCCCCGACCCCUGCAAAGAGCCCUGCAAAGAGCCCUGCAAAGAGCCCAUACUUUAAUGUACAAAAACUUCCUGCGACCCCAACAAAAUCAGCCCAUCUUGCAGCGUGUCUGCCGCCAGAGGAUCUCAAGCCCCCACGACCCAGAACCCCGAAGACAUCUCAUUAUUUCCCGAAAGUUCCGCGCGAUCCCGAAUCUUGUCUUCCCUUUCCUGCGAUUGACUGUCCCUGUUUCGGUCUUGUACAAGAACAACUAGCCCACCAGCCAUUCAAAUUACUUAUUGCUACAAUAUUUUUGAAUCGCACGCGGGGUGGAGUUGCAUUGCCUGUUUUAUUCCAAGUCUUUGAGCGUUACCCGACCAUAGAUUGCAUGGCUGCGGCAGAUGAAUUCGAGUUUGUGUCUUUAAUCCAUCGACUAGGGUUCCAAAACCAGCGAGCUCGGAAGUGCAUUGCACUGGCACAAACAUGGCAGACGAACCCCCCACUCAAAGACAAACGUUAUCGCAGGAUCCACUAUCCUCAAAAGUUGGAUGGUCGGGAUGUUGGCCCGGAGGAAAGGCUAGAUUAUGAAGACCCUAGAUCGGCGUGGGAAGUCGCCCAUCUACCAGGUGUCGGUGCAUACUCCCUUGAUAGUUGGCGCAUUUUCUGUCGUGACGAACUACGCGGACUGGCCACAGACUGGCAAGGUACUGGUGCUACUACACAUGGGUUUGUUCCGGAGUGGAAAUCGGUAUUACCCCAGGAUAAAGAAUUGCGUGCAUAUCUGACCUGGCUGUGGCUCAAGGAAGGCUGGGUAUGGGAUCAUCACACAGGCGAUCUCACCCCGGCCAGUGACAAGACACUCCGUGCUGCACAGAUGGGCGGCGUGGCGCACGAAGAGGAUGGAAAUUGGGUCUUGGAGACUUCGCCUGUCAAAAAGGCUGCUAAUGGCUUACAUGCAGAGAACUGA